This is a messenger RNA of Gadus morhua (Atlantic cod), 1627 nucleotides long. It is a transcript of the gene c9h13orf42, whose product is annotated as chromosome 9 C13orf42 homolog. The transcript is spliced from 3 exons. Bases 524 to 1339 code for a protein of 271 amino acids. The record is from RefSeq and is a predicted model, not a curated record. Lineage: Eukaryota; Metazoa; Chordata; Actinopteri; Gadiformes; Gadidae.
GCUUGAGUGUGCUUGCAAAGUAUAGGCCUUCAAAUUAAGAAGACUAACUUAUGCGUGGUUUGCAAUUUUCUGUUAUUCCACAGCUCUUCCUAGAAAUUGCCUAUCGUGUAAAAGGCCAGUAUUGAGUAUUUUCCAUAGACAUUUUGCCACAAGCGUAAUGGAUGAUGGGGGAUAUUUUUGACCUAGACAAUUUCCCCCUAUUUGGUUUGGUCCAAGUGAGUAGGAGGAUAUCCGACACGAAAGAGCUGCUCAAUAGUAAUGACAGCGAUACGGCUAUAGAGUUACCCGUUGCUAUGACGCAAACCACAACCCAAACUCGCAACAGCUCAGAGGAUUUGUUGUUGGCGAUAUGCUGAGGUCGUGACUUCAGCACCCUGGACAGUGAUCAUCUCAAAGCGAUCCGUCCGGUAUAGGCUUCCAGGGAGCUAGAUUCACACUACAGGCUACCCCAGACAGGAUGGAUGAAUUCACCGAGGGAACAAAGCGAUCUCCAUGUCUCGUCAGUGCUGUGUAGGAACUUCUAAUGAGAGGGAUGUUCAAAAAGGUGAAUAAUGUGUUUCGUCCCAACUAUCACGGGCACAGGGCUCAUGAGCACGGCCUUCGCAGCAGACAGGACUACCACAACGCUUGCACCGUGCGGUUGGUCCGCAGCACCUCCAUGCUGGUGAUCGGGGAGAAGACCCAGACGGCCCCGAACUCGACCUUAAAGAGGAGCAAGAGCUCCGUGAGCAUCGAGUCCACCACCGCCUUGUAUUACUACCAGAGGCAGGAGGAUCAAAUAUGGCUCUACUCGCAGAACCAGAACUGCUUGGAAUACUUGGAAGAACUCGUGGCUUUGAGACGGCAAUACACGAGGAGCGUCCACGACCUGACCAGCAGUGAAUUAAAGGCCUCGGUGUCGACCAAGAAGAGAGCGGCGCCGCCCCCGCCUCCCAAGCACGCGCAGAGAUCAAGUGUCAGACCCUCUGCUCCUCCGUUUCCGAACGAGGACGACACUUUGCAAUACUUCGAUGCGGUCAUCGACAGCUGCGACGCGGAUCGGGCGCGCAAACCGCCCGCCGACGACGGCAACGCGGACGUAGACUUUAUUGUGGCGUCAAGCUCCAAAGAGCACGACCUCCAUUCCAACUGGGUCAUGCGCGUGCCCAGAGUGUCAGAGGGGUCCCGAGAGAAAGCGGCUCCUCCCGCGCCUGGCCGUGGCAGCGCAUCCAAGAAGAAAAGCUCCAGCGGCUCCACAAGCAGUCGACUGCGGCUGCAGAGGAACCCGAUCCACCUGCCUAAGGUGGUUGAGAGCGCCUUCCAGACGUUACGCUUCAAGCCCAAUUUAAAGAAGCAGUAGGGCCAAGGAGUUGCUGCUACUUAUUCCCAAUGCCAUGAUUAUUUUGUAUCAUAAUGCCGUAGAACAUUGUUUGAACAGUUCCGAUGUUUCAUGUUUUUGUAUGGAAUUUUGACGACAAAAAUAUACAGUAGCCAAUGUGCUGAACAAAACUGCUAAGCCUCGAUCAUGUAGGGUAGAUGAGCUCAACCAUUUGGUUACACUCACGUGAGAGGUAGGGCUUCAUGGGGAAGCAGUGCCUGUGUGUUAGACACCAUGAGGAGACAAAUAAAGUUACCUCUUACUCCUUGG